AUGUCAACAAGUGAAUACGAGUUAUUUGAGACGUUUGUUCUCAAAGUACACAUGAACUGUCAAGGGUGCAUAAAAAAAGUAAGGAAAGUACUCCGAAAAAUUGAAGGUGUCUACAAAGUAGACAUUAAUUCAGAAGAGCAGAAGGUAAUUGUCACAGGCAUUGUCAAUCCUUCCACUUUGGUCCAGAAAUUGGCCAAAGUUGGUAAACAUGCAGAGAUAUGGAAUGCAGGUUACAACCAAGAACAAGAACAAGCCAACCAUGAAGCUCAAUAUAUAAUGAAUGACCCCAGUAUCUCUGAAAAUCAGUAUAUGAUUCCCACCUUCUUUGGCAAAAAUCACUGGGGACCUGAAUGGUGUUUUAAUCAGGAUAUGGAUGCCAGAGCCAUGAAAAGCCAGAUCAACAAACAUUUAGCAGCACCAUCGUUUUUGAAAAAUUUUAACAAUGGAACCGAUCAAAAUUUUACCACAUUCAAUGAAAAUCCAGAAUGGGAGGAGAGCAUGAUGAGGCCUGCAAGUUUUCAACAGAAUAGUGGAACUAAUUACUCUGGCUUAGGGAGUCAAGAAUGGGCACGGGGAGCAUCACCGAUUAGUGAAUACGAUCAUCAACCAUCUCUGAUGGCCAACAUACAUGGAUAUUACCAUGACUAUCAUCCUUCAAAGAUGACGCAGCUGUACUCCUACAAUCAUCUACCAUGGGGAAUUAACAUCCACAUGCAGGAGACACCAACUUGGAAUGAAAUGAUGAUGAAUGCAUACAUGCAUCAGCACAUGACAAAUCAAAUGUAUCUCUCAUUGCCUUUUAACUUUGACUCUUGCUAG
This is a messenger RNA of Gastrolobium bilobum, 819 nucleotides long. RefSeq lists its product as uncharacterized. The record is from RefSeq and is a predicted model, not a curated record. Gene Ontology annotation, molecular function: metal ion binding. Bases 1 to 819 code for a protein of 272 amino acids. The transcript is spliced from 3 exons. Lineage: Eukaryota; Viridiplantae; Streptophyta; Magnoliopsida; Fabales; Fabaceae.